Hippopotamus amphibius kiboko is the source of this 936-nucleotide messenger RNA. RefSeq names its product olfactory receptor 7A17-like. The record is from RefSeq and is a predicted model, not a curated record. The transcript has a single exon. Gene Ontology annotation, molecular function: G protein-coupled receptor activity; olfactory receptor activity. Bases 4 to 936 code for a protein of 310 amino acids. NCBI's taxonomy places the organism in Eukaryota, Metazoa, Chordata, Mammalia, Artiodactyla, Hippopotamidae. Gene Ontology annotation, biological process: G protein-coupled receptor signaling pathway. Gene Ontology annotation, cellular component: membrane.
CACAUGAAACCAGAGAAUGAUACACGAAUUUCAGAAUUUAUUCUUCUGGGAUUAUCAAAGAAACCAGAACUGCAGCCCCUCGUAUUUGGGCUUUUCCUCUGCAUGUACCUGAUCACUGUGUUUGGAAACCUGCUCAUCAUCCUGGCUGUCAGCCUAGACUCCUAUCUCCACACCCCCAUGUACUUCUUCCUCUCCAACCUGUCCUUUGUAGACAUCAAUUUCACCUCUACCACCAUCCCGAAGAUGCUGAUAAAUAUACAGGCAGAGAACAAAGUUAUAACCUAUGAAGGCUGCAUCACCCAGAUAUACUUUUUUCUAUUGUUUGUUGGAUUGGACAACUUUCUUCUUGCUGUGAUGGCCUAUGACCGUUUCUUGGCCAUCUGCCACCCCCUGAAAUACACAAUCAUCAUGAACCCCCAGCUCUGUGGACUGCUGGUUCUGGUGUCCUGGAUGAUGAGUGCACUGAAUUCCUUGUUACAAAGCUUAAUGGUGCUGUGGCUGACCUUCUGUAGAGACUUGGAAGUCCCCCACUUUUUCUGUGAAAUUAAUCAGGUGGUUCAACUUGCCUGUUCUGAUACAUUCCUUAAUGACAUGGUGAUGAAUUUUGCAGCUGGGUUGCUAGGUGGUGUUUCCCUUACAGGAAUUCUUUACUCAUAUUCUAAGAUAAUUUCUUCCAUUAGAGGAAUCCCGUCAGCUCAGGGGAAGUAUAAAGCAUUUUCCACCUGUGCAUCUCACCUCUCAGUUGUCUUCUUAUUUUAUUGUACAUGCUUAGUAGUUUACCUUAGCUCUGCUGUUACCCACAGCUCACAGUCAAGUGCAAUUGCCUCAGUGAUGUACACUGUGGUCACGCCCAUGCUGAACCCCUUCAUCUACAGCCUGAGGAACAAAGACAUAAGGAGGGCUCUGAAAAGAAUCAAUGAGAUGGCAUUUAUAUAA